GGGGGACGCGGCGUCGCGGCCGGGUGCGGGCAGGGCCGGCGGGCCGCGGCGGCAUGGGCACCCGGCAGACCAAGGGCAGCCUGGCCGAGAGAGCCAGCCCCGGCGCGGCGCCCGGACCCCGCCGCGAACGUCCCGACUUCUGGGCGUCGCUGCUGCUGCGCGCCGGGGACAAGGCGGGGCGCGCGGGCGCCGGCGCGGGGCUGCCCCCUUACCACCGGCGCGUCGGCAUGGUCCAGGAGCUGCUGCGGAUGGUGCGCCAGGGCCGGCGGGAGGAGGCGGGGACGCUGCUGCAGCACCUGCGCCAGGACCUGGGCAUGGAGUCGACCUCUCUAGACGACGUUCUGUACCGCUAUGCCAGCUUCAGGAACCUGGUGGACCCGAUCACACAUGACCUCAUCAUCAGCCUGGCCCGCUACAUCCACUGCCCCAAGCCGGAAGGCGAUGCGCUGGGCGCCAUGGAGAAGCUAUGCCGGCAGCUGACCUACCACCUGAGCCCCCACUCCCAGUGGAGGCGGCACCGGGGGCUGGUGAAGAGGAAGCCGCAGGCCUGCCUCAAGGCUGUCCUGGCUGGGAGCCCUCCAGACAACACCGUGGACCUGUCCGGCAUCCCACUGACCUCCCGGGACCUGGAGCGGGUGACCAGCUACCUGCAGCGCUGUGGGGAGCAGGUGGACAGCGUGGAGCUGGGCUUCACGGGCCUCACUGACGACAUGGUCUUGCAGCUGCUGCCCGCGCUCAGCGCGCUGCCCCGCCUCACCACGCUGGCGCUCAACGGCAACCGGCUAACCCGGGCCCUGCUGCGUGACCUCACCGACACCCUCAAGGACCCCAGCAAGUUCCCCAACGUCACGUGGAUCGACCUGGGCAACAACGUGGACAUCUUUUCAUUGCCCCAGCCCUUCCUGCUCAGCCUGCGCAAGCGCUCCCCGAAGCAGGGCCACCUCCCCACCAUCCUGGAGCUGGGCGAGGGCCCCUGCAGUGGGGAGGAUGCCCGGGAUGGGACAGUAGACCAGGAGGACCCUGGGGGAGGCCCUCUGGAUCCUGCCAAAGACGAGGGCAGGGAGACUGUAGGUACCGUUCAGACAUGACACAGAAGUGGGGGUCCUCACCAGGGAGUCCCGGUGGGGUAGGAGGACUGAGGCAGGCUAAGUGGUCCCCCACCAGCAGCUUCAGGUUAUCACCCAAAACUGGCCUGGGCAACCCACACACCGGAGCCAGACUGUAACAUCUGGGAAGGGGGCUGUGCAAUACUGCUCCAGUCCUCUCCCUUACCCCUCUUGUCCACCUCCUCUGCCUUUUUGGCUCCUGCAAAGUCCUGUACGGCUUGAGGGUGAGCAGCCCUCAAGUCCCCAGAUUUGUGGGUGGUCUUGUUUGGAGAUGAAUGCUUGAGCUACUGUGGGUCAGAAGUUAACCCCAGGUAGGAAGUAAUUUCGGCCCUACAUCUAACCCAGUAUUUCCUGACGGAACCUUUCUUCUCUGCCCUAACACCUGGCCAGCAGUCUGGAGUAGGGGCCCCAGAGACUCCAAGAACCUAGUCCCCAUCUGAGGUGGUGGUCUAUCUCCUCCCUGUGAAGCCCUGAGAACUACUUCUCAGCCUCCACUUAAGCCCACACCUCCCCCUGGGGUCCCAGCCCGUGUACCCUUCAACAGACCAUCCCAGGAUGCCUACAUACAUGGCAUACACCCAAAAAAUCCAACCCAGACUACCAGACCUUCACUAAGGCCCCUGAAAAGGAUUUUAAAAACCUUUUCCUGUUGCUUAUGGAGUCCCCCAGAAAGUCAUCAGGGAUACUAGGCUCACUCCCAAAAACCUUCUAAUAAAAACACCCAAGACCAUGAAAA
Molecule: messenger RNA, 1842 nt
Organism: Mustela lutreola (European mink)
Lineage: Eukaryota; Metazoa; Chordata; Mammalia; Carnivora; Mustelidae
Gene: LRRC75A
Product: leucine rich repeat containing 75A
Exons: 4
Coding region: 54-1088 (344 amino acids)
Source: RefSeq, a predicted model, not a curated record